Boeremia exigua is the source of this 228-nucleotide messenger RNA. RefSeq lists its product as uncharacterized. The record is from RefSeq and is a predicted model, not a curated record. The annotation marks the transcript as partial. The transcript has a single exon. NCBI's taxonomy places the organism in Eukaryota, Fungi, Ascomycota, Dothideomycetes, Pleosporales, Didymellaceae.
GUACCACGUGGAGACAAUGACUACGUCUUGCCCUACACCGUCAUCGUCCUCCUCAUCAUACUCGGCGCGCUCUGUCUCGUCAUCUGCGGAUACGCCAUCCAUCGCACGUUUGGCUUCGGGGAUGAAGGACACGAUUUCCAGCACAUCUCUGCGGAACAGGCUACCUAUAUGGCGGAAGUGAGGAUUAGGAACAUGAAUACCCUCGCGUAUGAGGGAAGGAGGAGUCAA